AUGGGAGGUCCUGAUCCCAUUCCGGAGCCUGCACCUGUACCUAACCCUACACCACCCCCAGCAUCGCCUACUCCUACAGAUUCAGUGGCAGAGUUGCGCCAAGAGGUUAGUGAGUUGAGGGGCACGAUGGCUUCCAUGUUGAGGCAUUUCGAGGAAUUCAUGGCCCAUCAGGGCAGGCCAGGACAGGCGCCACCGGUAGCAGGGAAUGAGCCUGUCUUACAAGAAAAUGUUAGUGGUCAGACGUCGAACCCAGUGCAGCAGGAGGUUGAGCCCCAGGGUAUGGAUGGUAAUGCUGGCAAUCAGUUGGUGAGGAACUUCAUGGCACUCAGGCCAUCAGAAUUCAGAGGGGGAAAUGACGUUUUGGUUACAGAAGAGUGGCUGAUGGCAAUAGAGAAACAUCUGCGGACCAUAGGAUGCACUGAUGCACGGAAGGUACAACUGGCCACAUACCUAUUUCGGGGAGCAGCUGAGAGGUGGUGGGAGACGGCCAGACUCCAAAAGACAUACGAGUUCAUCGAGUUGACCCAGGGCAACAUGUCAGUGGCUCAGUAUGAGGAGGAGUUCACCUCCCUAGCAUGCUUUGCCCCCGAGUUAGUAGACACUGAUGAGAAGAAAGCGACCAAGUUCUUAAGAGGGUUGCGAGUGGAGAUUCGAUUUCAGCUGGCAGGUGCGCAGUUCACUGACUAUUCUACACUGGUACAUCGGGCAUACAUCAUUGAGAGGGAGAGGAGCGAGCUGAGAGCAGCCCUGACAGCUACUAGGGGGUCAGGCUCAGCCCAGGGACAAGGCAAUGACAGGAAGCGGAAGGGUGCACCAGGGCCUUCAAGAGGCACGCCAGACAUCCCCCCAUGCAAGACAUGUGGAAAGAGGCAUCGUGACCCAUGCCGCUACGAUAGAGGGGUGACAUGUUACACUUGUGGUCAAGCGGGGCACGUACAGAGGGACUGCCCUCAGGGGUCAGGUAGAGCAGGCAGCCAGGAGGUGACAUGUUUUAAAUGUGGGCGCAAGGGCCAUAAGGCCAACGUUUGUUCAGUGCCACCCCAGCGAGGAGGCCUAAGGCCGGGGUAUCAGAGUGAUAGAUCUGGGCAGAGGCAGUCAGUGCCUAGACUUCAGGGGAUGGCACCAUCAUUGGCACUACCACCAGGACAGAGCACCGCAGAUGCUGAUAGACCCCACAUCCAGGAGCGAGUGUUCGCCUUGACUACAGCUGAAGCAGAGCAAGGGAAAGACACAGUGCAAGGUAUCUUAUCCUUAUAUGAUAUUGAUGUUUGUGUUUUAUUUGAUACGGGAUCCACACACUCUUUUGUUGCACCUAGGGUGGUAUGUCAUAUUCCAAUUUCCAGUACAUUAUUACCAUAUUAUUUGAUUGUGACUACUCUGGGAGAUACGAAAAUGGUGGGUAGUGAGGUGUAUAGGGAUUGUAAAAUCAUGGUGCACGAUAAGGAGUUUCCGGGGAAUUUGGUGGUGCUAGACAUAAAAGAUUUUGAUCUUAUUUUGGGCAUGGACUGGCUAUCCCAACACUAUGCUAAGGUUGAUUGUCGGCACAAGGUAAUUCAUUUUGAGUUGCCUCAUCAUCCAAUUGUUGUGUAUAGAGGCAUUAAACCAAUGAGCUCCACACCCUUGAUUUCGGUGAUGAAGGCGGAGAAAUUAAUGCGACAUGGUUGCGAGGCAUAUUUGGCUUUAGUGACGACUGGUAAGGAGGACAAGGUGGAAUUGCUAGAUAUUCCGAUGGUCUGUGAAUUUCCCGAUGUAUUUCCUGAAGAGUUGCCAGGAUUGCCGCCAUCGAGGGAGGUUGAGUUCUCUAUUGACUUAGUACCAGGUACGCAGCCAGUUUCUAGGGCUCCUUACAGGAUAGCUCCAAAUGAAUUGAAAGAGCUAAAGGUGCAGUUGGAGGAAUUGAUUGAGAAGGGAUUCAUCCGCCCGAGUGCCUCAUCUUGGGGUGCUCCAGUUUUAUUCUUACGUGGAGCAUCCGUCUUUUCGAAGAUUGACUUGAGGUAUGGAUACCAUCAGGUCAGGGUCAGAGAAGAAGAUGUAAAGAAGACUGCUUUUUGCACUAGGUACGGCCAUUACGAGUUUGUGGUCAUGCCAUUUGGGUUGACUAAUGCCCCGGCAGUCUUCAUGGAUUUGAUGAACAGGGUGUUUAGAGAGUAUUUGGAUAGCUUUGUUAUAGUGUUCAUUGAUGACAUACUCAUCUACUCGCCGAGUUUGGAGGACCAUGAGACCCACCUUAGGCUGGCAUUGCAGAGGCUGAGGGAGAGGCAGUUGUAUGCCAAGUUCAUAUCUGGUGAGGGUAUUUCAGUAGACCCUGAAAAAGUGAAGGCAGUGAUUGAGUGGCCACAACCGACUACAGUGACCGGCAUCAGGAGCUUUUUGGGGCUAGCAGGUUACUACAAAAGAUUCAUUGAGGGUUUCUCUAGGCUUUCCUCUCCUAUGACAAAGUUGACUCGGAAGGGAGUUAAGUACGAAUGGAACGAGGCUUGUGAGCGUAGCUUUGAGGAGUUGAAGAAGAGGCUAACCUCAGCACCGGUAUUGGCUAUUCCUAGGAGUGGAGAGACAUUUUCCAUCUUCAGUGAUGCGUCACACUCAGGUCUCGGAUGUGUAUUGAUGCAGGAUGGACGAGUGAAUGCCUAUGCCUCGAGACAAUUGAAGAAACAUGAGAUGAACUACCCUACUCAUGACUUGGAGUUAGCGGCAAAGGAGUUGAACAUGAGGCAACGUAGGUGGAUGGAGCUUUUGAAGGACUAUGAUUGUGAGAUCUUGUACCAUCCGGGGAAGGCCAACGUGGUGGCCGACGCAUUGAGUCGCCGAGGGGCUUAUAUGGCGGCUAUGAAGACCCAGGAAUGGAUGCUUUUGAGUCAGAUGGGGGAGUUAUCUAUCUCUGGACCCGAAGAGAGACCUACGGGGUAUUGUUCGUACCUAAGGGUACAACCUGAUGUGAUGGAACAGAUUAGGGUGCAACAAUCACACGAUGUGAAGUUGACCCAGAUCUUGGCAGAUGUGGGGAAGUUUUCCCCAGUGGGUUUCAGCCAAAGGGGCGAUGGGAUGCUACUAUUCCAAGAUUGA
This is a messenger RNA of Diospyros lotus (date-plum), 3063 nucleotides long. RefSeq lists its product as uncharacterized. The coding region runs from base 1 to 3063 and encodes 1020 amino acids. The record is from RefSeq and is a predicted model, not a curated record. The transcript is spliced from 6 exons. Gene Ontology annotation, molecular function: nucleic acid binding; zinc ion binding. NCBI's taxonomy places the organism in Eukaryota, Viridiplantae, Streptophyta, Magnoliopsida, Ericales, Ebenaceae.